ACAUCUUUGUGGCAGAGAGCAACAGCACCAACCUGUAUCUGUUUUCCAUCGAAGCAGCGGAUAGUCGUUGGAGCAACUACUCAAAAAUUGGAUAAGAAGCACCAUCUUACCCAAAUUCGUCAACCAAGUUCUUCAUCCACAUCCACAUUUCACAUUCGCAGCCUGAGCCAACAGAGAGCCUUCGUUAUGAUAACAUCGUUUUUCAAAUCGGUAAGGUCGGUAAGAAAUGAUCCGGCUCUCGAUGAAUCGGUAAAGAAAGAGGACUCAAGAGCUGGCAAGGGAAAGAAACCCACGGGAAGAAAGGCUCAAAAUGAAUCAUUUUCGACGGGGAAGACUUUAGUCAAGAAGGUCGGUUUUUUUCAAAAAAGUAACAAAAGAGACAAUGUAUACAAGUGCUUUGCAGACACCAAAUGCUUUUUGCUAACGAGAAAUGCUCUAUCCUCACCGUCACAUAUUCAUUAUUUUGCAUAUCUGGCUUACAGAAACUCGAGAAUGUUUUAGACGAACAAGGCAACCCGGUAUUCUUGAAUGGCGUCGUUAAGAAACAGAAGUACAAUGGGAGCAUAUCCGAUGGCAAGACCUAUACCAUCCAAUGGGAUGGUGGAGCUCCAGUAUCUAAUUGGAGCGAGUCGGAGGUCGCCUGGGGAGUCGUACUGUUCGAAUCAAUUGGUCUCGAGAUUUCGAAGGAAUUCGGCAAGGAUGGGAUCUUUCAAGGCAUAGUAGUGGAUGUUUCUAGGGACGACAGCGAAAGUGAGGGCGAGGGUGAUGUGCUCUAUAGGAUCAAUUACGAAGAUGGAGACUCCGAAGACUUUGACGGUGCAGAUUUGCGGGAGGGAAUCCAGCUCCAUGAAAAAGUGACGGAGAAGCCCAAGCGAAAACAGGCCAAGAUUGCCAUCAAGGAUGAAAUAAAAGAAGAAAAAAAAGAUGAUGGUGAAACCACGGAGGUGACAAAAGGAAGAAGGCGCAGCAGGGGUCGGGUGAGCUACGCAGAAAUAGACGAGGAUUUCAUGGAUCUAGAUAGUGACGAGGAGGAAAUCAAGCAAAAGCGAAAGCGUCUAAAACCUUCAAAGAAGAAGAAGAUUGCAGAUUCAGAAGAUGACGACUUCGAAGCACCCGUCGAAGAUCAAGCCGACACAGACUUGGACGAUGAUAUGAUGGUUGACGACGACGAUUUCGAAGAGGAAAAGACGUCGCGAUCGAAACCAACGAGGAAAAAUACAAAAACGAGCUCCAGAAAAUCAACAAAAAAAGCAGAAGACAAAAAAUGGGCAAGCAAUAAAUCUACCGGCAAUAAAUCGAUCACCGAAGAGUUUGAGGAACGACUGGAAACCGAGCGGAAACGUGUAAAACCCAACAAUAAUCCUCAGAAAUGGCCCGAGAAGGGGUCCUACGUUGACCCCGUCGGAGUCGACCCGACGCAUGGUAUUGUAGAGAGAAUUGUCUCGGAUCAAGUGCGGAAGGUGGGCGGGCUGCUACAAAAUGUGAGGUUUCAACAAGGGCAAAAACAGAAGGACGAGUCUGAGCUCUCUUACCCAAUCCGGUUGCAGACGGCAUGCUCUGGGACUGACGCUCCGUCAAUUGCUCUGGGACUUAUCAAAGAGUCGCUUGCAAGAAUUAGCUCCAAAAGCGAGGAGAAAAGUGACCAUUUGUUCAACUACGAGCACAUGAUGUCAUGUGAGAUUGAGCCUUUCAAGCAAGCAUACAUUGCAAGAAAUUUUCCGGGGACGCCACUCUUCCCUGAUAUCACGAAACUGUCGGCAAUUGACGAAAGCGGCUCUGCUGAGAAAGUCAUCGAUGUUUAUGGCAGACCCCAAAGCAUCCCAGAGGGAGAUCUUUUUGUUGCGGGGACUUCAUGUAAGGAUUUUUCGAUGCUGAAAACAACUAAAAGAAAAGAUAUCCAAGAUAAGGGGCAGAGUGGAGAAACAUUUCUUGCCGCUGUGGAAUUUCUUGAUCUAUACCAGCCACCUUUCGCAAUAUUUGAAAAUGUGGAUGGCGCCCCUUGGGGUAAAAUGCAAGAGUAUAUCCAGGGCCGUAUUUAUCUACCCAAUAGAAAUUACAACAAAGCCAUUACGUCAACGAAAAGGAAAACUAGUAAGUAUCAUGUUGGAAUAUUGAUUCGAAAGAUGUGACUGAAACUAAAAAUUGUUGUGCUGCGAUUUUAAUGAUAGAUGCGGACGAAGAUCUUGUUUUCAUAGUUAACGACAAAGGCCGAUACGAAGCUAAAGCCAUACCUCCACAAGUGGGCAUGAAAGCUGGAGAUAUUGUUCAAGGUUUUGUGAAAGAAGGAGCGGUCUCAUCAGACGUGAUUCCGUUGCUGUCAGAAGAGAACAGCGCUGGCAAAGAAUUUUCUUUGGGACAACUCGCAAAAAAGCACAAGAUCAAGCUGGAUAAGGACACAUUAGUUCUUGAGAAAAAAGCCAGAUAUUGCACCCAUCUGUGCAAGCUCGAUACAAAGGCAUAUGGUCUUCCCCAAACGAGACAGCGAAAGGUACGUAGAAGAGGGCAGAAGAUAAUUUGAUAAUUUCACAGGAAUUGCAGAUUGCUUACAGGCUGGUUUUACUUUGUCUUGUUCACAGUAUUUAUUUAUAUGGCGAUCCGAUGAUCCAGAUGACGACCUCGGGGAAUAUUUUCAAGAGAUUUUGGAUCAUUUAAAAUCCCCUCUGCUCCACAGCAUGGAAGCGUUUCUGUUGCCAGAUUCCCAUGAUCGGAUUCGUUCUUUCCGAGAAGCUCUUCGAUCAGGGCCAGGUCUAAUGGUCAAACGCGACCGUGCAAAGGAACUAGACUUCUGGGAAUGGGAGAUUUCUCGCGUUAAAGAUCUCUCAGCUCACAAAAUAUAUCGUGAAAAAAUAGGACUUGCCGACCGAUCAAGGUGGUUGACAGGAUGGGAUACUCGUGGACGUAAACAGCUAGCGCCCACUCUAUGGCCUGAAUUAUUUGACUGUUGGAACAUGCGAAGGCUUGACAUGAUCGACUGCUUUGCGGCAGCUUCGAGUAAGUAGCGUGUCGGAUUACUAUUGAAUUCAUGGGCGCAACACGUGUUCUCAUAGGCACUUUUGUUUCUUCUCGCACGUGCAGUCAGAGAUGCCAUAUCUCGAGAUCCGCUCCAUCAUUCUUUUAGUUGGGAUCUAUCACAAAAUGUUACUAGAACAACCUUCCGGUCGGCAACUGUUGGAGUCAGUGGUUGUGUCACUCCUGGUGGCGAGCUAUUGCUCCCACACAAAGGAAGAAUUGUUAUGGGAUACGAGAAGCUAUUACUACAGGGAAUCCCUUUCUCGAGGCUUCUUCUGGGCCCAGAGACUGAAGUCCAACUUUCUGACCUAGCCGGAAAUGCCAUGUCAGUCUCGGUGGUUAGCGCGACAAUGCUUUCUGCCAUCUGUGCGCCCCAACUUCGAAAACAACGCGUUGAAGUUGGGAAGGCGUUGAUUUCUGAAUUUGCGCUUAGUCAAAAGCACGACUUUGCCAAAGGUGCUGUUUUGAAAGAAAGGGGAGAUUUCUACAAUAAAAAGCACGAUAGCCCAAGGGGCUUCAUCGAGAUAUUUUCUGAGAUUGCAAAGGAUCUUGCGAGUGAUGCAUUCUAUUCCUCGGUACUCUGCACUUGCGAGACAUCAGGGACCAUCAGCAAGGACACAAAAAUUUUACAGUGCCUUAGCUGUGGUAUGAGUAUUUGCCACUCGUGUUCUGAUCGUUAUAAAACUUCUUCGCAUGACCUAACAGAGCUCAAAUUUGCGGGACAAGAAGGUAGACCUGACUCGCACAAAUUCGAGCGAAGAUUGAGGUGCGCUGUUCCUUCCAUCCUGAGGCUAGGAAAAGACUGCGAGGAGUCGCUUGAGCAUGGCGAAGGUCUAGAUUCUUAUAGCUUUCAGCUUCAACAGGUCGAUCGAAAGAAAAAACACUGGCUGCUGACCUACGGAGCCUGGGAAGAUCAUGGUUCUGGAAGACAAGUAGCCGAAAUUCGUGUCAGAAUCGGGAGAAAUAGCUCUCUCGAUAAGUCUUUUGGAAUUUCGGCAUAUAUUCGUUGUUUUGCGCCGGCAAUAAGGAACGAGAACCCUCUUCGCGGCAAGCUAAAAGAUUCUGCCCGUCUCAUCAUGAGUGUGGGUACACAAAAUAGUCGUUGGGAACUUCCACAGAAAAAGUCGACCUCUCAGAUAUGUAUUGUUGGCUCAAAUCCAGUUCAAUCACAAAGAUCUCUAAUUGAACUAAACGACGAUGCUGCCAAAGCGUUGAGAAAUCACAAAAUAAUGAAAAGCUUUUUACCUCCCAUAAGCUCACGGAACCCCUUGACUCAUUACCACAAAUCAUGGAAGACCUGGUACGUACAACAUCUGCUAUGAUCCUGCCAUUAAAACUGCCAUCUUUCCACCAUCCGUCUCCCUAACAAGAUAUUCAUAUUCCUUUGCACUCUUUUUAGGCCUGGAAAGAUUGAAGUUUCGGGUGAUGCUAGCGGUCGCAUCAAUGGAAUCUACUACAAGAUGAAAUGCGAGCAAACAGUUGUCCUUUCUGCCCUUUGGCGCCGAGAAGACAAAGCAAUGUACCUAUAUAUUCGUCCUGAUGUUGUGCGUGCCAAACUCGACACUGCUGUUUUUGCACCUAGUCCCAACUAUGACGAUGGUCUAGAAGUGUGUGAACUUGUGGACUGGAUACCUGAAAAUGCGCUGAACAAAUCUACACACUCAACAAAAGCAAGAUUUCUAGACUGGAUUAAUGCCCCUGAAGAAAUGAAAGUUGAAGUACCACAUCCUAGCAUACAAAUCAUCCAACAGGGCCGUCCUUUCGAGGAUUCUCUUGUCGCUGCUACUUCACAUAGUCACGACUAUCCAGUUUUAUGUGAAUUAGGGGGGUUCUCCUCAGAAGUUAUUCAAUCACUUAUCGAAUACAGCGAGACCACCUCUCCUUGUGAAUCAGAGAUUGAUCUCAUUGGGCGAUCUGGAACGAGGAAUGCAAAACGACUAUCAAUUGUGGCCACUCCGUCACUACUGAAGUUCGCCGCAGAAGGAAAGCUCCCCCUUACUCUAUCAGAAUGGUAUAGUCUUCCUGAUGUACCAAAUCUAGGAACCUGCAAGAACCAUGUUCCACCUCGUCCAAGUGAAAGCUGGAAGAAAAAUUCAGGCGAUACCGGUUUUGUUUUCGAACGAUUCUACAAUGCUGAGGAAUCGAAUGAAUACUACCAUAGACUUUUGAAACGACCCACCGCAUUCAAAGCCAAAGUUAGCCAAACAGACGGAAAACUUGUGUUGAGUAUGAAUCCUUACGUUGCGGUUCAUCGAGCUGCUGCGAUCUUGGGAGGCGAAGCAACCGACUGUAUCGAUAUUGAGUAUUCUCUGAGUGAACUCUCAUCAAUGGGAGAGCCGGAUACAAAAGAUUUUAAGGUACCAAAUUCAGACAGUUAUGUUCCCACGGAAGUCCCUGAAUUAGAACUACCACUUUAUCCAAGACAAGCAAAGGCCCUCACUCGAAUGAUGGAUAUCGAGAGAGGGAAAGUUAAGUUCCCAGAGGAGGAGCGCUCUGAGCACAUUCUACCUGGUGUUGGUUGGUGUUUGAUUGGUAAGGCUUCCAAAAAAUCGCCAUUGCGAGGAGGAGUCCUGGGAGACGCCAUAGGCAGUGGAAAAACAGUAGUAACUAUUGCGUUGAUUCUUAAAGGGGCAAAGGCUGCGCGUUCUAACCGAAAUGCUGCUGAAGGGAGAUCUGGCGCUACACUUAUUGUAGUACCUCCGGGACUUGUAAAACAAUGGGACGAUGAGCGAAAGAAGUUUACGAAGGAUAGGCUCAAAUGUAUCAUAAUUGAUUGUACCAACAAGCUGAAACAAACUUCAGUCGAAGACAUGUGCAACGCUGACAUUGUUAUCGUCCCUGCUGGAAUCAUAGAAGAAAGCAGUGGUAAAACGAGACCAUACACAGAACAUUUGCGGAAGAAGGCAAACGCCGACCCAAUCCCGCCUGCUCCUAGGUCUCAUUCUCAACGGGAAGCUCCAUCUAUCGAAGGCCGCUGGGUGAGGAAUAUGUCAUCUGGCCCCGAAAUUUAUGUUGGGAAUAAGGGCACUCAAAAACACAGAGAUAGCCAAGCCUAUUAUGGGCAUUGCUACGCGGAAGCUAUUUGUAAACUCCGACAGAAAGAGUUUGACAGAAAAGAGCGCGGAGUUCCCCUCGAAUAUUUUGUUUGGGAACGAAUUGUUAUCGAUGAAUGCCAUGAAACGCUUGUAACAAACAAAGGAUACGAGGUCCAAGCUGAAUUUAAGGAAACUGCCAGAAGGGGUGCAAGGGAAUUUCUCGGGUUGUCACAGACAAAUAUUUCGAAGCGACCAAUUGUGGCAGCAUCUGGAGUCUGGGGCCUCACUGGCACUCCAUUAUUGGAAACGGAGGCUCGCGUGACUGAGCUUGCAAAUUUAAUGGGCGGUACUUACUUGACCGGAGCUGCCCACCACUGGCGGAAGGAAGAAAGAGAAUCAGGCCGAGAUCUUUUCCUCAAUCAACAAGAAGGUUUUCACAGCCGAGAAUACCGCUGUGCUGUUCAAGAGGCUUGCCAUUCUUAUAUCAAGGAAGCAUGCCAGCGCAAUCGUGGUGAGAAGCUCGAGGUCAAUCUUAUUCGAGAAGACAUAUGUGUAAACAUGACGAAGAACGAAGGCGAUGCUUUCUUGAAGCAAACCUCAGAAUUUCAAACUCACAAUAGCUUCGCGUUAUCCGUAGAUGAACUGGGUGAAAAGGUUCCCGACGUUCUUGGCAUUACUGCGUCAUCUGUAGCCCGACACAAAGCGUUGACAGAUACUACCGAAGCGAUUCACUCAAAAGAUCCGUGUACAAAAAUAAUCGUCUUUGCUGACACUUCAUACGGCGGGUACUGCAGUGCUUUGACAGCUCUUAAGAAUUCGAAACAACCAUUUUGCCAAGUUGACGAAAAUGAUUCAGUUGAACAGCAAAAUGAAACAAUUUCCUGGUUUCGUCAUGUAGAUGCGACAGACGAAGAUCGCAAGCGACCUCGCAUACUGUUGCUAUCUUUCAGCCAAGCUGCAGGUCAUAACCUUCAAGAAGCUUGCAAGCACGUAAUUUUGUUUGAUCCGGUGUAUUCAGGCACUGAUGCAGUUGCUGACGCAAGUGUCGAAGAGCAAGCCGUAGGAAGGGUAUUUCGUCAGGGUCAAAAAUACGAUGUAACUGUUACUCGUAUUGUUCUGAAAGAUCCAGAGGGUAAACGUUGUUUGGACGACUGGAUUAUGGAACGCAAUUUGGAUGAAAAUGUGUUAGCUGCAGCAACUAGCAAUUUCUAAUGAAAGGUACUAGUACUGCACUAGUACAUCAAUGCUUUGAUACCAAUAAUAGUACUGUUCAUUG
Molecule: messenger RNA, 7320 nt
Organism: Pseudo-nitzschia multistriata
Lineage: Eukaryota; Bacillariophyta; Bacillariophyceae; Bacillariales; Bacillariaceae
Source: the annotation of a GenBank genome assembly